Molecule: messenger RNA, 1692 nt
Organism: Indicator indicator
Lineage: Eukaryota; Metazoa; Chordata; Aves; Piciformes; Indicatoridae
Gene: YTHDF1
Product: YTH N6-methyladenosine RNA binding protein F1
Exons: 6
Coding region: 1-1692 (563 amino acids)
Biological process (GO): mRNA destabilization
Cellular component (GO): cytoplasm
Molecular function (GO): mRNA binding; N6-methyladenosine-containing RNA reader activity
Source: RefSeq, a predicted model, not a curated record
AUGUCUGCCACAAGCGUUGACCCUCAGAGACCGAAAGGACAGGAUAAUAAAGCAGCAAUACAAAAUGGUUCGUUACACCAGAAGGAUACAGUUCAUGACAACGAUUUUGAACCUUACCUUUCUGGGCAGUCAAAUCAGAACAGUAGCUAUCCAUCAAUGACUGAUCCCUAUCUGUCCAGUUAUUAUCCACCAUCUAUUGGGUUUCCCUAUUCUCUCAGUGAAGCACCAUGGUCUACAGGAGGAGAUCCUCCUAUCCCAUAUCUCACCACCUAUGGACAGCUCAGUAAUGGAGAUCAUCAUUUUAUGCACGAUGCUGUUUUUGGACAGCCUGGGGGUCUGGGAAAUAACAUCUACCAGCACCGGUUUAACUUCUUCCCUGAAAAUCCUGCCUUCUCAGCCUGGGGAACAAGUGGAUCCCAAGGACAGCAGACUCAAAGUUCAGCCUAUGGGAGCAGUUACAGCUACCCACCUAGUUCACUGGGUGGUACCAUCGUGGAUGGACAAACAGGAUUUCAUAAUGAUACGUUAAAUAAAGCUCCUGGAAUGAACAGUAUUGAACAGGGAAUGGUUGGACUCAAGAUUGGUGGAGAUGUUACAACUUCAGCAGUGAAAACAGUAGGGUCUGUUGUCAACAGUGCUGGAAUGACAGGUACCCUCUCUGGUAAUGGUGGAUCUAAUGUAAACUUGCCAGUAUCUAAACCAACCUCCUGGGCUGCUAUAGCUAGCAAGCCUGCAAAACCACAGCCUAAAAUGAAAUCAAAAACUGGACCUGUAAUUGGGGGAGCAUUGCCUCCUCCACCUAUAAAGCAUAAUAUGGACAUUGGGACUUGGGACAAUAAGGGUCCUGUGGCAAAAGUUCCUGCCCCCCAACAGAUACCUUCUCCUCAGUCUGUUCCACAGCCGCAACAACAAAUUGUUCAGCCUGUUCCAACUCAGCCUCCUCCAUUGACUCAGCCUCAGUAUCAGGCUCCUCAGCAGGCACCCCAAAACCGCUGGGUAGCUCCUCGUAACAGGAAUGCAGCUUUUGGCCAAAGCGGAGGAGCUGGUAAUGACAGCAGCUCACCUGGCAGUACUCAGCCCAACCCUCUUCCAAGUGGCGAGUCCCAUCCUGUCCUUGAAAAACUGAAAGCUGCUCACAGCUAUAACCCUAAAGAUUUUGAAUGGAACCUUAAAAAUGGACGUGUGUUCAUAAUCAAGAGCUAUUCUGAGGAUGAUAUUCAUCGUUCCAUUAAGUAUUCUAUUUGGUGUAGUACAGAACAUGGCAACAAACGCCUGGACAGUGCUUUUCGGUCCAUGAAUAGCAAGGGUCCAGUCUACUUGCUGUUCAGUGUCAAUGGUAGUGGACACUUCUGUGGAGUAGCAGAGAUGAAAUCACCUGUGGACUAUGGCACCAGUGCAGGUGUCUGGUCUCAGGACAAGUGGAAGGGGAAAUUCGAUGUCAAGUGGAUCUUUGUGAAGGAUGUGCCCAACAACCAGCUCCGACACAUCAGGCUGGAGAACAAUGACAACAAACCUGUUACAAACUCCCGUGACACACAGGAGGUGCCCUUAGAAAAAGCAAAACAAGUGCUUAAAAUUAUUGCUACUUACAAGCACACGACCUCCAUCUUUGAUGACUUUUCUCAUUAUGAAAAGCGCCAAGAAGAGGAGGAGGUGGUGCGGAAGGAACGCCAGAAUCGAAACAAACAAUAA